Molecule: messenger RNA, 1644 nt
Organism: Besnoitia besnoiti
Lineage: Eukaryota; Apicomplexa; Conoidasida; Eucoccidiorida; Sarcocystidae
Product: HCNGP family protein
Exons: 7
Coding region: 1-1644 (547 amino acids)
Biological process (GO): regulation of DNA-templated transcription
Cellular component (GO): nucleus
Source: RefSeq, a predicted model, not a curated record
AUGAGUCUCGUUGAUUAUGGAUUCUAUUCCGACGAGGAGGAGGAUGAGGCCGGCGAUGUGAAGGAGCUGGCUGGUGCGACUGAAGCAGGCGCAUCUCCGGGAAUACUCGCGGAGGGGGAGGACGCGAUCGGAACUAUGGGGACGCGGCCGCGAGAAGCUCUGUCGUCAGUUGUCGCUGUGUCAGGCGAGCUUUCUGAAGGACCGGGGGCCCCGGGCGACUUGCCUGGGGAUGAGUCCGGAAAAAAACAUCUCGAGGAACCCGGUAGCGAACCUGGGGGUUCUGAAUCCGGUGAGCGUGAGCAAGGCGGGCGAACACGUCGUCCAGAGGCCGAUGUGACUCCAAGUGAGGGCAGGGAGCUUCUCGAUCCAGACGGGAGUGCCGAGGGUGGAGACCAACCCAGUUCGAGCCAUGAUCAAGGCCACAGACGCACGACAGCAGGGGCACGCCAGGCUCACCAGAGACAGAUCUACGCCAACGGUCGACCCCCAACGGAAGGUCACGUUAGUUUGAUGCCGCAAGUGCCGGCAGGCGAGGUUCCUCAGGAGCUUCUGCGAACGGUGGAGCGUCUUCAGCAGCUAAAGCGACGAGGCAUCACCGUUAACGGCAACAUUGCGGCUUCGCUCGAUUUCAAAAAUCCUUACCUGUUAGAGAAAAUUAUGAAAGUGUUCGCCAUUGACCCGUAUUGCUCCAACUACCCUCCGUCAGUCUUCGACCCGGGAAGCGUGACACCUUGGGAGUGCGACGGCGGUGUCUCCUUCGCAGUCCAUCUUAUGAGACGAUUCGAGAGUCGCCGCCAACUCGCGCGACGCACAGAAUCCCACAGUGGUCGCGAGCUGGAGCGAACUACACCGCCGCUUUCCAGCAGUGCGGUGCCCUCCGUUCCGCUCGCCUCUUCCACGUCGGCCUCUACAGCAAGCGGUGCUCUCGUCGCUUCUUCGUCAGCUUCUUCGUCUUCAGAGUUCCUACACGGCACGGCCAAUGGCAGCAUCCGUCAGAGUCAAACGCGGUCGCGGUUUGAGCGCAUCAGCCCUCCCGCCUCGCAGCUUGCAGAGCAGACGAGCACCCAGCUGGCCAGCGCCGCUGCGGCCUCAGCGAGCAUGGCGGCUGCGUCCCAGCUUUCAGCCGUCAUUCAGCAAGCAGCGCUGAAAGCCGCGGCGGCUCAAGCGGGCGCCGUGGCGUCUGCGGUUCAGCAGCAACUGCAGCAGCGGCUCCUCGCCGGCCAGUCAGGGUUCUCUCAGCAGAAGUCAUCACUUCUUGAGGCUUCGGCGGCAGCUGCUGCAGCUUCCGCGGCGUCGCGGAGCCAUGCGAGGGUUCAGCAGGACGGGGCUGGAGGCGUGGGCGUGAACAGCUUCAAUCACCGCCCGAUGCUGCGCGUGCCCUCGCCGUCUGGGGCGGGAAGCCAUCCCACGGCGGAGCUCAGUCGAGCCGUGCGUGGGGGAAAUGACGCCGACUCCACUUCCAAGAAACGAGCGCGCGACGGCGCGGGGACGCCGGCAGGUGGCAGCCAUCAGACUGACAGCUCUCAGCGGGGACGCAGCGGGGAGUCGGGCACGAAACUCUCGACUGCGACGACCAGGUGGGGCGACGCGCCGGAUGACUGGGGGAAACGGGGAGGCUCUUCCUCAUCGGCACUGCGGAAAUAG